Messenger RNA from Raphanus sativus (radish), 999 nucleotides. RefSeq lists its product as uncharacterized. Bases 59 to 790 code for a protein of 243 amino acids. NCBI's taxonomy places the organism in Eukaryota, Viridiplantae, Streptophyta, Magnoliopsida, Brassicales, Brassicaceae. The record is from RefSeq and is a predicted model, not a curated record. The transcript has 6 exons.
UUUUUUUGUUGGUUGCUUGAGCGUUGGUGUUCGGCAAGCAAACCAAAGCAUUCAGACGAUGAUGGCUUCGACUCCGCAGCUUACCCUUUGUACCUUCUCCAUACACGAUGGCUACAACAAGCAACCAAGAAACAGACCACGCUCCAAAGGACGGAGCUUUGGUCCUUCUCUGCUCGGAAACAAGUCGGGAUUAUUAAGAGCUAGCGUGAUUGAGCUUCGUCAGAGACGGCCAGCGAUGAUUGGUUCGAAAGAAACUGUCUUUCUAACAAGAGAGAGAUCUCUUAAUCGUAAAAGAAGAGUCUUUAAGGUUAGCUGUAACAAAGGUUUGGACUUUAACGGCGGCGGAGAUAACAACGGGAACAACGGGAGGAUCCUCGGGAACCUCGCUUUGGCUAUUGGUUUGACUUAUCUCUCUAUGACUGGUCAGCUUGGUUGGGUUCUCGACGCUAUUGUAUCCGUCUGGCUGGUUGUGGUGAUUGUUCCAAUUUUGGGGUUGGGAGCUUUUCUUUGGUGGGCACAACGAGAUAUUGUCCAGAGUAGUUGUCCAAAUUGCGGAAACGAGUUUCAGAUAUUCAAGUCAUCGUUGGACGAUGAAGUACAGCUUUGCCCUUUCUGCACUCAGCCAUUCUCAGUUGCGGAUGAUAAGUUUGUUAAGGAACCAGUGAAAUUUUCCAACCAAACUACUGCUUUCGGACAAGACCUGAAUGGGUUUUCUUCUCCACCUAAGAAAGGAAAGGGUUUCUCAACAGCGGUAGUGGACAUAGAAGCUGAAGUAACAGAUGCAGACUGAAAAUGCGACCCAACAUAUUUUCAAGUAGACCGAGCAAAGAAGAUAUUGUAGAGACAAAACAACAAAUUCGUGCAAAGAGCUCGGUGUUGGAUAUAGAAGUAAUAUAGAUAUACACAUCCACCUGUAUAUAUACAUGUCCUUCCUUGACAUUGUUAUUACAUUUUGAUCUUAUGUUGUUUGAAGAUUGUUUGAAGUAGUAGUUUCCCAUC